Molecule: messenger RNA, 2418 nt
Organism: Medicago truncatula (barrel medic)
Lineage: Eukaryota; Viridiplantae; Streptophyta; Magnoliopsida; Fabales; Fabaceae
Product: cleft lip and palate transmembrane protein 1 homolog
Exons: 12
Coding region: 228-2003 (591 amino acids)
Cellular component (GO): endomembrane system; membrane
Source: RefSeq, a predicted model, not a curated record
CUACGGUUGAAAAAGAAGUUGCAGGCUGCAGGAGAUCUUAAUCGGUGGAACGUUGCGUGUCCACUUUAACAAAAUUCCUUUUCUUACUCACCAGGCCACUAGCAUCGCAAUUCCCAACCAAAUUUCUUUUCUUUAUCAACUAUCACCUUACACACACAUCACAACACCGUCUUAGCAGUAGUAAGUAACUAGCAUAUCUUCCAUCGCCGUUUCAAAUCUUCGAUUCCAUGGCGCCGCCAACGGCAGUAGUUGAAGGCGGAGACGCCGCAGCAGCACCGCAAGGUAGACAACAAGCCGGUGGUGGAUUUAGCUUAACCGGAAUCAUUCGCAUGGUUGUUUUCUGGUAUUUCGCUUCUAAAUUCUUCUCCCCUGCCUCUAAAAAAUCACCUAACAAUGAACCUGCUAUUCUCAUCUCCAACCUCUUCCAUAAAGCACAGCCUAUGGAUAUGUGGGUUUAUCUUACCGAGAAUGACAAGUUCAACGAAUUUGGUAAUGAAAGUGCUCUUGUAUGGCACGAAACCAAUAUUCUAUAUGCCGAAUGGGGACCUGAGAAUACCAGGACUCUUACUUUGAAUUAUCCCCCGACUGAGUCCUUGAAGCACAAUGGGAGUUUAUAUGCUCAUGUUUUCUUUGCACAAUCUGGAUAUUCGCCUGACCCUAGUGAUCCAGAAUACCAGCCUCAAGCAGCAUUUGGAAGGACACAUCCUGUUGUGAUAUACAAGCCAAAGUCUAAAGCAGAUAAAAGGAAGAGUCUGUUGGGAGCUGAUUCAAGUGAGGGUCAAGUGGCACCUGAGGUCAUUGAUGAUAUUGAAGAUGAUUCUAAAGACGAAGGUCCUGUGGAGUGGCGUGCAUAUUGGAAACCAAAUAUAACGAUUAACCUGAUUGCUGACUUCACUCAGUACCCAAAUACAGGCAUACCACCUAACAUCGCUCCAUACUUGAACAUUGAUCCUAUCACUGGGAACUACUAUCCAACUAUUUUCUUCAAUGAAUUCUGGUUACUGCGGGAUAAGUUGAUAGCUUUGAAUGAGACAGUAACUGAACUCACACUUAAUCUGGAAGUUGGUCCCAUUAGCAUGACGAAAUGGCAAUUAUUCAUGCAAAUUGACCAGUCCUUCCAGAUUCACCGUAGUUACGGAAGCAUGCUUGAUGGUGAGGCUGAUGAACUUAAGAGGGUAUUCUUGGAAGGAAAUCCUUACCUCCUCGGUAUUACCAUGAUUGUUUCUCUUCUUCAUUCAGUAUUUGACUUUUUGGCUUUCAAGAAUGACAUCCAAUUUUGGAACAAAAAUAAGUCUAUGGAAGGACUCUCUGCAAAGACUGUUGUUGUGAGCUUUAUUUGUCAGCUUAUCAUCUUCCUUUAUCUGCUUGACAACGACACCUCUUGGAUGAUUCUUCUAAGCUCUGGAGUUGGUUUGGUUAUUGAGUUCUGGAAAAUUGGAAAAGCCAUGCAUAUAGAGAUUGAUAGGACAGGGAGGAUACCUAUGUUGAGGUUCCGCGAUCGAGAGUCAUAUGCAGGGAACAAGACAAAAGAGUAUGAUGAUAUUGCAAUGAAGUAUUUAACCUAUGUUCUAUUUCUCCUUGCUGCUGGCUUCGCCGUUUACUCACUAAAGUACGAGCGCCACAAGAGCUGGUAUUCUUGGAUUCUGUCUUCCCUCACAAGUUGUGUAUACAUGUUUGGCUUUAUUAUGAUGUGCCCUCAACUGUUCAUCAACUACAAGCUGAAAUCUGUUGCUCACUUACCAUGGAGGCAGAUGACUUACAAGUUUCUCAACACCAUUAUUGAUGAUCUUUUUGCCUUCGUCAUUAAAAUGCCAACACUACAUCGACUUUCUGUCUUCCGUGAUGAUCUUAUCUUCCUUAUAUAUGUAUACCAAAGGUGGAUUUAUCCAGUUGACAAGAAGCGUGUUAAUGAAUUUGGAUUUGGAGGUGAGGAUGAUCAGCCUCCGGCUGUGGAUUCUGCAGAGACUGUUGCUGCUAAGGAAGAAGAGAAGAAAACUAAUUGAUUUGGUUUUUUCUCGAGCACUUGAGGGAGUUGAUACUAAAUAUUCUAGAAUUCAACAGGGAUUAGUUUAUGUUUACUCCCCCUUUGGGCAUACAUUUGCUCUUAAGAUUUUUGUUUGAAGCAAUCUUGGCCCUUACCAUCUGGAAGUUUUUCCAGGACAGAAGGAUGAAGGGUGGUCUGACUACUGCACGGCAGAUUGUGAUGGUCAUGAGGCUUGUAUGAAGAAUGCCUUCUCCCUACCUUUUUUUGUUAUCAAAUAUUUAUGUCUUAUUUUUGGGAUAGGCCAUUUUUUCAUGUAUUUUCUUUUCCCUUCAUUAUGUAUUUUUGACCAAGUUAUCCUUGAUCUUAAAUUAUUAUAGUUUUUUGUAAUUUUUGUUCAACUUUUUUAGCAUUUCAGAUUAAACUAAUUUUUUACA